CGAAUUGCAGUAGUAUCGUUUGACUGGUGUUUAGUUUCGAAAUUUAGUACAAUGGUGGUUCCUGUGCCGGCUACAAAUUUAAGUAAAACUAAAAAAAUCGUGGGCAAUAAUUUAAAUCUGUCAUUUUCUACAAACUUGUGUACCAUUGUGGUUAUCGGAAACAAUUGUUCGCUGAAAAUUGCGGAUAAUUUCGGAGUGGUCAAGGUGGUUGGAAACAAUUGUGUUAUCACAAUUGGCAAUUGCAGUGGUUCCGUCAAAUAUGUUGGAAAUAAUGGAAAAAUUACGUUGAAUUGUAAAGUUAAAGAAGGUGCCGUUUCGUACAGUGGAAACAACGGUUUUGUGACAACAAAAAAUGGAUCAAGUGCACAAAACUUGGAACCUUCAACAGAAUAUUCCAACUACGGAACCUCGUCAGUAAUUUUAGGCAAUAUAAUUAGUUGUACUGUGAAUAAUAACUGGUCAAAAUUAGUCGGAAGUUAUGGACUCACAUUAGUAAAGAAAAAUGACACAAAAACAAAAUUCAACAAUAUUACUAUAAGUAUAUAAUAUAUAAUAAUAAUAGUAAUGUGUGAUUUAAAAAAAGAAUUAUAUAUAUUUAUUAUGUAAGUUAAAUUGAAUAUAAUACCAGUUCCUAUUGUUACCAAACAGUAUUAUUUUAUAAAUUAUAAUAAUUAAUGAACAUGAUAAGUUUUUUCAAUAUAAACUGAUACUGGACAACAGUAAACUAUUUAAACUUGUGUUCCUAAUCUGAUAAUACAACUUUUAAAAAACUGAAUUCGAAUUAUUUAA
This is a messenger RNA of Sitophilus oryzae (rice weevil), 789 nucleotides long. RefSeq lists its product as uncharacterized. NCBI's taxonomy places the organism in Eukaryota, Metazoa, Arthropoda, Insecta, Coleoptera, Curculionidae. The transcript has a single exon. The record is from RefSeq and is a predicted model, not a curated record. The annotation marks the transcript as partial.